Parastagonospora nodorum SN15 is the source of this 3867-nucleotide messenger RNA. RefSeq lists its product as hypothetical. The transcript has 3 exons. Lineage: Eukaryota; Fungi; Ascomycota; Dothideomycetes; Pleosporales; Phaeosphaeriaceae. The record is from RefSeq and is a predicted model, not a curated record. Gene Ontology annotation, biological process: nuclear-transcribed mRNA catabolic process, 3'-5' exonucleolytic nonsense-mediated decay. Gene Ontology annotation, cellular component: Ski complex. The coding region runs from base 1 to 3867 and encodes 1288 amino acids. Gene Ontology annotation, molecular function: RNA binding; RNA helicase activity; ATP binding.
AUGGAGGCUCUGUCCGCAGAGCUCGAUAAGCUUCGGCUGAGCACCAGUGCACUCAGCGACCCCGGCUGGAUAGAUUCCAUUGCAGCCGAGCAGCGGCCGCCGAAGCGACAGCGCAAAACCAAACAUACCAUCAAGAAAGAGCUCGAGGCAGAAUUUCUGACGCCAUCACGGUCCUUCAACACGCAAUGGUUGAACCAGCUACAGCAACGUUGGGAUGCUCCAACCAACUACCGCAGCCUGUGUCAGAUUGCGCCGACUCAGACUCGCACCAUCAUCCGCUUCACUCGCGAAGGACUGGAAGGCCGUGUGACAGGGUAUAAAGAGGUCACCGUUCCUGCCAACUCGGCGACAGCGAAAAACUCCACUUCCUUGCUGAGGAAGCCUGCCAACAGAGCUGAGUUCGUCCGCGGUGCUGCUGGCUUUUUCCCCUUCGCACCUGGUGGCCUCGAUGGUGUCGAAGCAAUUGCUGCAAGAGAAGAUGAAGCAAUUGUGCAACAAGAAAAGGCCAGCGCCAAGGCAGGUGGCGGCCUCGACCGAGUCAUCAAUUUCAGCGACCCGACUGGUCUGCUUGCUAUUCCUCCAGGCUUCACCCGUGGAUUGGACUUCCAGAAGAAGCUACUACCGGAUGCCAAAAUAACAAAAGAGGUUGAAGACACUCUAGGAGAGGCGUCAGCAGUCAACAAAUCCAGCGAAGAUGACGAUGAUGAAGGCUCCAACGAUGAUCGCAACGGUGGCGCUGCAGCGGGAGAAGAUGGUCAAACUCCUAUGGAGGAAGAAAUUGAUGCUCUUCUCCCCGUCGAGUUCCCUGCGCUAGCUCCUCAUGGACCUCUGGCCAUGGCUGCUUCCAGGAAGAAAGGCCGCGAAUGGGCUCACAUGGUGGAUAUUAACCGCGACAUCACUAACUUCCGAGAACUCGUUCCGGAUAUGGCUCGUGAGUAUCCUUUUGAGCUCGAUACCUUUCAAAAGGAGGCCGUGUACCACCUCGAGAAUGGUGACUCAGUUUUCGUUGCUGCACACACCUCUGCUGGAAAGACUGUGGUUGCAGAGUACGCCAUUGCACUGGCUGCCAAGCAUAUGACCAAGGCUAUCUACACAUCUCCUAUCAAAGCUUUGAGCAACCAGAAGUUCCGCGACUUUCGGCUCACAUUUGAUGAUGUCGGUAUCUUAACUGGAGAUGUGCAGAUACGACCAGAGGCAAGUUGUCUUAUCAUGACUACCGAGAUUCUUCGCAGCAUGCUGUACCGUGGAGCAGACUUGAUCAGAGACGUGGAAUUUGUCAUCUUUGACGAGGUUCACUAUGUCAAUGAUCUUGAGCGAGGUGUGGUCUGGGAAGAGGUGAUCAUUAUGCUUCCAGAGCAUGUUACUCUCAUCCUGCUAUCAGCGACGGUCCCCAACACUUAUGAGUUCGCAUCAUGGGUCGGAAGGACGAAAAAGAAGGAUAUCUACGUCAUCUCCACGCCCAAGCGCCCCAUCCCGCUCGAACACUAUCUCUGGGCUGGCAAAGGCAUGUACAAAAUUGUCACCGCGGACAAGAAAUUCAUCGAUAAUGGCUGGAAAGAGGCCAACGAUGUCAUGUCUGGUAAGGACAAGGUCAAAGCUCCAGUGACGAAGGAAGCUCCUACGGGCAGAGGAGGCGGCGGCGGCGGCGGCGGUCGAGGUGGCCCGGCUGCAAGGGGCGGACAAAACCAACGAGGUCGCGGCCAACAAAAUGGCGGUCGUGGUGGCGCACAGCGUGGUGGAGGUCCACCAGCCCAGCGAGGUCGGGGCAACAUAGCUCGCACGGGCCGUGGGGGUGGUCGAACAACCGCUGCCCAGGACCGCAACAUAUGGGUGCAUCUCAUCCAAUUCCUCCGAAGCAAAGAUCUGUUACCAGCAUGUAUCUUCGUCUUCUCGAAGAAGCGCUGCGAGGAAAACGCCGAAGCACUCUCAAAUAUCGACUACUGUACUGCUGCCGAGAAGAGUGCGAUUCACAUGACAAUCGAAAAGUCGCUGGCCAGGCUUAGCCCAGAAGACCGAGAUCUGCCUCAGAUCAAGCGACUGAGAGAAUUGCUAAGCCGAGGAAUUGCUGUUCACCAUGGUGGUAUGCUUCCAAUUGUCAAGGAGGUGGUCGAAAUCCUGUUCGCCAAGACGCUCGUGAAGGUGCUGUUCGCCACAGAGACCUUCGCUAUGGGCCUGAAUCUCCCCACCAGGACCGUUGUGUUUUCUGGUUUCCGCAAACACGAUGGCCGUGAAUUCCGUGACUUGCUUCCAGGCGAGUACACCCAGAUGGCUGGUCGUGCCGGACGAAGAGGUCUCGACUCUGUCGGCACUGUCAUCGUGUGCGCACCAGGAGCUGAUGAAGCCCCACCAGCCGCACGUUUGAGGCAGAUGAUGCUGGGUGAGCCCACAAAGCUGAGAUCACAAUUCCGACUCACAUACAACAUGAUGCUCAAUCUGCUACGUGUCGAAGCCCUCAAGAUUGAAGAAAUGAUUAAGCGCAGCUUUAGUGAAAAUGCGACACAAGCAUUGCUUCCUGAGCAUGAAAAGAACGUCAAGGUUUCCGAGGCAGACUUGGAGAAGAUCAAGCGUGAGCCGUGUGAGAUUUGCGAUAUCGAUCUGGAAGCAUGCCAUCAAUCAUGCGAGGACUAUAAGCGCCUCACCAAUGAGAUGCAUCUCAGUCUGCUUGUUGACCCUGUAGGACGGCGGGUGCUGAGUCGGAACAGACUCAUUGUAUACAAGAAGGACAAUAAACGGACAGCCGGCAUGCUCAUGCAAGAUGGUACCAGUCGGGGUAACGAGCCUACCAUCAAAGUACUGGAGAUUGCUCAAAACGAAGAUCGUAAAGCAGACGAUCUAUUGCCGUACCUUGGUCCAUUCGCAAAGUUCUUCCGAAACCUUCCGAAGAGCCCCAAGGACCUGAUCCUCAAGACUGCUUUCGUCCCACUCAAUGACAUUGAGUGCUUCACCAAGACUACUAUCGACGUCCCUGAGUCUGUGCAGAAUCUCAACAGAAAGAAAGACACGCUGAAGCUGGCUCAAGACCAGUUCUUGCCUCUGUGCCAAUCGUGGAACUAUGAAGACUGGGAUGAGUACGACUACAGCCGCAUCAAGAGCAUGAAGUUCCGCGAGUUGAUGGAGACGAGGGUGAAAGAGGGCCAGAAUGCUGUUGACAAGAAGUGUCUAGAGUGUCCUGAUUUCUUGAAGCACUUUGAGAUGGAGCAUGACCAAUGGGUUAUCAAGGAGAAUAUCCUUUCACUUCGACAGCUGAUGUCGGAUCAAAAUCUCCAGCUUCUGCCUGAUUACGAGCAGAGAAUCCGAGUAUUGCAAGACCUAGGCUUCAUUGAUGGAGGUUCACGGGUAGAGCUCAAGGGCAAAGUAGCUUGCGAAAUUCAUUCCGCCGAUGAACUCGUUCUGACUGAACUCGUUCUCGAAAACGUCUUAGCAGACUACACCCCCGAAGAAAUCGUCUCCCUACUCUCCGCCUUCGUCUUUCAAGAGAAGACCGAUACGGAGCCCACACUGACCGCUAGCCUCGAGCGCGGCGUCGCCGCGAUCGUCAAAAUCUCCGAGAAAGUAAAUGAAAUCCAGACUCUGCAUCAGGUCAUUCUAUCUGCGGACGACUCCAACGACUUCGUCAGCAAGCCGCGCUUCGGCAUGGUAGAGGUUGUCUACGAAUGGGCCCGCGGCAUGUCUUUUAAUAGAAUCACCGACCUGACGGAUGUCAUGGAAGGCACGAUAGUCAGAGUGAUUACCAGACUCGACGAGACGUGCAGGGAAGUGAAGAACGCGGCGCGGAUCAUCGGCGACCCGGUCCUGUUUCAGAAGAUGGGGACGUGCCAGGAACUUAUCAAAAGGGAUAUCUGCAACUGCGCGAGCUUGUACCUAUAA